CUUUAAACUCUAAACCGGAUAUCCGCGCUGGCCGCUCACAGGAGGCGAUAAAACUUUGUCACACGUGGAGUUGAGAACAAACCAAAGAUUUUUUGUUUUAUAGCAAUCGAUCAACGAUCGACGCAUUUUCUUUAUAUUUCUAACUACAGUACACGUCACCGUGAUGUUUCUGCAGUACUACCUAAACGAGAACGGGGACAGAGUCUAUACUCUGAAGAAGGCGGCACCAGAUGGGCAGCCCACCGCUUCAGCCCACCCGGCUCGCUUCUCCCCAGACGACAAGUUCUCCAGACACCGAGUGACCCUGAAGAAACGAUUCGGCGUCCUGCUAACCCAGCAACCCAGGCCCAUUCUGUGAGACCGUGGGAUACGAGUGGAUCACAUUAGGAUGGGGGGACGAAGGCAACGAUGGAACUGUAAACAGGACAAGAAGUUUUGCCCAAAUGUAAUGGACUCUUCAUAUGUUGGAUUAACUGUAGUUUGUGUCAGUAAUCUUAAUUUUCAUAUUCCCGUUCACAUUCAUUGGAGGUCGUUAUUUUGUUAAAAAGCUGAAUAAAUGUUCGGUUGAUGCGUG
This is a messenger RNA of Betta splendens (Siamese fighting fish), 574 nucleotides long. RefSeq names its product NOP10 ribonucleoprotein homolog (yeast) (gene nop10). NCBI's taxonomy places the organism in Eukaryota, Metazoa, Chordata, Actinopteri, Anabantiformes, Osphronemidae. Bases 164 to 358 code for a protein of 64 amino acids. The transcript is spliced from 2 exons. Gene Ontology annotation, cellular component: box H/ACA telomerase RNP complex; box H/ACA snoRNP complex. Gene Ontology annotation, molecular function: telomerase RNA binding; box H/ACA snoRNA binding. The record is from RefSeq and is a predicted model, not a curated record. Gene Ontology annotation, biological process: rRNA pseudouridine synthesis; positive regulation of telomerase RNA localization to Cajal body; snRNA pseudouridine synthesis.